Messenger RNA from Siniperca chuatsi (mandarin fish), 2004 nucleotides. It is a transcript of the gene tuba5, whose product is annotated as tubulin alpha 5. Gene Ontology annotation, biological process: microtubule cytoskeleton organization; mitotic cell cycle. The transcript has 5 exons. Gene Ontology annotation, molecular function: GTP binding; structural constituent of cytoskeleton. Lineage: Eukaryota; Metazoa; Chordata; Actinopteri; Centrarchiformes; Sinipercidae. Gene Ontology annotation, cellular component: microtubule; cytoplasm. Bases 137 to 1495 code for a protein of 452 amino acids. The record is from RefSeq and is a predicted model, not a curated record.
GCAGAGCAGCGCUGUGUUGGUGGAGACAAGUUACCUGUCCCGCAGCAGAGGAACUACAGUCUGUCUGGAGCCUUGCUGACGGAUAAACUUACAGUAUCCUGCACCAAAGCAAACUACUUAGAUCAUCGGCAGCGACAUGAGAGAGUGCAUCUCUAUCCAUGUGGGCCAGGCAGGUGUCCAGACAGGAAAUGCCUGCUGGGAGCUCUUCUGCCUUGAGCAUGGCAUCGGGCCUGAUGGCGUCUUCCUGGACAAUCCUGCAGAACUGAACUCUCGUGAAGACCCAUUCAACACUUUCUUCAAUACUGGGAGCUCUGGGUGUCAUGUUCCAAGAGCGAUAUAUGUGGACCUGGAGCCCACAGUGGUUGAUGAAGUAAGGGUUGGAAAGUACAAAGAGCUUUUUCACCCUGAGCAACUGAUCUCUGGAAAGGAGGAUGCAGCCAACAACUACGCUCGUGGCCAUUACACUGUCGGGAAAGAAAUCAUUGAUGCAGUCAUGGAGCGAGUUCGUAAAAUGACGGACCAGUGCACAGGCCUGCAGGGGUUCCUCGUCUUUCACAGCUUUGGUGGUGGAACUGGCUCUGGCUUCACCUCUCUGCUGAUGGAGCGUCUGUCUCUAGACUAUGGCAAGAAAGCCAAGCUGGAGUUCGCUGUCUAUCCAGCUCCCCAGGUGUCAACUGCUGUGGUGGAGCCCUACAACGCCAUCCUAACCACCCACACCACCUUAGAGCACUCUGACUGCGCCUUCAUGGUUGACAACGAGGCCAUCUACGACAUAUGUCGUCGCAACAUGGACAUUGAGAGUCCUGGCUACAUCAACCUCAACAGAUUGAUCGGUCAGAUUGUUUCCUCAAUCACGGCCUCUCUUCGUUUUGAUGGCGCCCUCAAUGUCGAUCUGAUGGAGUUCCAGACCAACCUGGUCCCAUUUCCACGUAUCCACUUCCCACUGGUUACCUACUCACCCAUCAUCUCUGCUGAGAAGGCGUACCACGAGCAGCUGACUGUGUCCGAGAUCACAAGCGCUUGCUUCGAGCCAUCCAAUCAGAUGGUGAAGUGCGACCCUCGUCACGGCAAGUACAUGGCGUGCUGCAUGCUGUACCGAGGUGAUGUCAUCCCUAAGGAUGUGAAUUCGGCCAUUGCAAAUAUAAAGACCAGACGUUCCAUUCAGUUUGUCGACUGGUGCCCGACUGGCUUCAAGGUUGGCAUUAAUUACCAACCUCCAACUGCAGUUCCUGGUGGCGACCUGGCCAAAGUCCAGAGGGCUGUGUGCAUGCUGAGCAACACCACCGCCAUUGCUGAGGCCUGGUCUCGCCUUGACCACAAAUUCGACCUCAUGUACGCUAAGCGUGCGUUCAUCCACUGGUAUGUGGGUGAGGGCAUGGAGGAGGGAGAGUUUGCAGAGGCCAGAGAGGACCUGGCCUGUCUUGAAAGGGAUUACGAGGAGUUGGGUCACAUGAGCCCAGAUUCUGAAAAUGACGACGACGGUCAAGAAUACUGACCCUUGUGAGGCUUUGGGCUGUGACGGCUGCACAGCAAUUAAUUGAUGAUCCUGUACUGAGUCAAUAACGAUUUCAUAUCUGUACUGCGUAUCUUCUAAGCUUGAGUUAACCAAAUUGAUGAUCUUUCUCACUGCCAUGUUUUUAUAAUGUCAGCUUUGGAUUAAGAAGAAAAACUGCUCUAAAUUGUAUUUAAAUCGUAAGUUUGUCUUGGCAUAUUCUGUGUUAAUGGGACAGAAAUCAAAAAUAUAUAUUUUUCUGCUUUAAGACUUAGAGUUCUGACCGCAGCAGCCACAGUUCGACUCCAACCUGGGGGCCUUUGCUGCAUGUCAUCUCCCUCUCUCUCUCUCUCUCUCUCUCUCUCUCUCUCUCCUUUCCUGUCUAUGUCUGCAGCUGUCACUGUCUAAUAAAAACCUAAUGUUAAAAAAAAAUGUAUAAAAUUCAACACAUUGUUAAAGAUUAAACCAGUGGUUCACAAACUUGUUGGUUUGUGACCUCUUACAAAAACGUG